AUGAAAUCGGCUCACAUCUUCCGCAAAGGUGAGGCCGACAUCGAGGUCAAAGUCCAAGACGUGCCAGUACCUACACCAGCCGAGGAUCAGGUCUUGGUCAAGGUUGUCGCCGCGGGCAGCAACCCUAUUGAUUGGAAAUGUGUCUUCUUCGGCCCAGACGCCGUGGGCACUAACACCGGGCUCGACAUCGCCGGGAUCGUAGCCGCGGUGGGAUCGCAAGUCGGUGAAUUCAAGGUCGGCGACCGGAUCGUCUCGUUCCAUCAACCACACACUCCGUACGGCGCUUAUGCGACAUUUGCUAUCGCCACGGAGAAACUGAGCUUCCAUCUGCCUGCUCAGAUCUCGUUUGAAGAGGGCGCCACUAUUCCCGUGACGGCGACGACGGCGGCCAUCGCCUUGUUUGCCCGUCUCGGACUCCCGGACCCCUGGCAAUCCGUCGACACCUCGAUCCAUCGCCGACAAGCGUGCAAGGGCGGCGUGCUGGUCUAUGGCGGAUCGACAGCAGUCGGCGCCUUUGCGAUCAAACUACUCAAGCACACCGGCAUUCACCCUAUCAUUGCCGUUGCGGGUAAGGGUGUCGACUAUGUCCGGUCCCUUAUGGAUCCAGCCCAAGGCGACGCGGUGGUGGAUUAUCGUAAGGGCAGUGAAAGUCUGGUCCGGGAGCUCCGGGAAGUAAUCCCCAAGGACGGGAAGCUGCUAUAUGCCCUGGACGCCGUGAGUGACUAUGGAAGCGACUCGAAUAUCGCCCAGGUCCUGGAUCCCGAGGGAAGCUACACCCAUAUUUUCCCGGGCAAGGUAUAUGAGAGUCUUCCCCCGACAGUGCGCCAGAUUGCCACCACAGGGACCAGUGUAUUUGGCGUUCCAGACGAUCUGCGGGACCUCGGCUACGUGUGGAUGAGGCUGUUCAGUCUCGGUCUCAGAGAGGGCUGGUUGCAAGGUCAUCCUCACCAGGUGAUCCCUGGCGGUCUGGAGGGCGUCGGGACCGGGUUGAAUAUGUUGAAGGAAGGCAAAGCUAGCGCAGUCAAGUAUGUAUAUCGCAUUGAGGAGACGCCUGGGGUGAAGGCGUAG
Molecule: messenger RNA, 1068 nt
Organism: Exophiala oligosperma
Lineage: Eukaryota; Fungi; Ascomycota; Eurotiomycetes; Chaetothyriales; Herpotrichiellaceae
Exons: 2
Coding region: 1-1068 (355 amino acids)
Molecular function (GO): oxidoreductase activity, acting on NAD(P)H
Source: RefSeq, a predicted model, not a curated record